UUUUCAGGAUGGCCUUAGAAAUAGUAAAAAACAUUAACAAAAGCAUUAGGAGGAUUAUAUACUUGGUGAUGUUCUGUAGCAGUACCUGCAAAGCAACAAUUACUUUGUUUCUUUUAUCGUCACAUGGAAGGGGCCUUGAAGAAUUAAUUUUCCUGUUCUUGUAUAACACUUUUACACAGACUGUAACCACAGAUACUUUAUGGUGGUAGAUACGACAAGGCAGUAGAUGACAGACCUGAGAAACUGCUAAAAACAGUGGCCCACCACCCAUAUACCUAAAGUACCCCUGAGCCACAGAUCUCCCCCAUUUUCUUAAAAUCUCAUCUUAAAUCAGCCCCUCUUCCACUUCAACUAUGCCUUUUUAAUUUUGCAAGAUUAAAAUUUGAUCCUUGGUAUUGCAUAACAGAUUUAUUUCGUAUUUGAUGUAUAUCAUUUUAUAAUGGAAAAACAGCUGACCGUUCUUUAAAGAUACCCUGUAAUCAAACUGCUUGAUUACAAGCAGCCAAUGAUGGCAAUCUUGGAAAGCCACAUGAUUAGUUUACAUUGGCAAUUUGUAUAGCACAUGGAAUAUAUAUAAGUGACUAAGCUGAAGUUCAACCAGGAAAAGGGAACUCUCUCUUCUCUCUUCAAGACUGCUCUGCAAGUGAAAUUAAACUUCUGAACUCGUCUUGUGAAAUUAAAAAUGAAUCCUCCGCCUGUCGUCUUUGUACAGCCCCAAUUUUCUGCGGCUACUGCACGAAGUAAUGUCUGGCAGACCGGGUUGAUGGACUGCUGCAGUGACUGUGGAGUCUGCCUAUGUGGAGUAUUCUGUUUCUGUUGUCUUGGAUGUCAAGUAGCAAGUGACAUGAAUGAAUGCUGCUUAUGUGGCGGAAGCGUUGCCAUGAGGACUCUCUACCGGACAAGAUACGGAAUCCCUGGAUCCAUCUGUUCUGAUUUCUGUACUACCCUCUGGUGUGGUUUAUGUUCUCUUUGUCAACUAAAGAGAGAUAUUAACCGAAGGAAGGAAAUGGGGAUAUUCUAGUAAGAUGUUCCUGUACUCGUUAGUUGUGAGGCCUAGAAUCUCCAUAAGCAAGAGUCUUCUCCUCUCCUGCUGUACUUACUGUUCAAGAAAGUGCUGUAUGCAUUGUAAUUUGAUUGUUGCAAAGCACGACUUAUCUGAAAUAAAUCAAUAAAGUAAAGCAACAACCUCAAA
This is a messenger RNA of Gopherus flavomarginatus (Mexican gopher tortoise), 1192 nucleotides long. RefSeq names its product placenta associated 8 (gene PLAC8). The coding region runs from base 683 to 1021 and encodes 112 amino acids. The transcript is spliced from 5 exons. NCBI's taxonomy places the organism in Eukaryota, Metazoa, Chordata, Testudines, Testudinidae. The record is from RefSeq and is a predicted model, not a curated record. Gene Ontology annotation, biological process: positive regulation of transcription by RNA polymerase II.